GCCAGCACCCUGCCCCCCCCCCGGCUCGAUCUGCAAGGCUCAGCCCCUUAUUAAUGAUCCACCCACAGCUGGCUGUGCCGUGCUGGUGGCAGCAGUGGGGCCGGGGGGCCCGGUGCCCCGCCCUGAGUCCCGGCAGCCCUACAGGCACGACGCAGCCAUGGCGGUGGUGUCGGUGAACUGGAGGGCCGUCACCUCCUGGGUGGGCAUCGCACGGCUUUUCGCCGUCCUGCUGUCCUGCCUCUCCUUCAGCCUGGUGGCCUCCACCGGUUACUUCAGCGGGCCCUACGGGACGUGGUGCAUGUUCACCUGGUGCUUCUGCUUUGCCGUCACGCUGUUGGUGCUGCUGCUGGAGCUGCUGGAGCUGCCCCCCAAGCUGCCCGUCUCCUGGGACGACCUGACGGCUGCCUUCGCCAUGCUGGCAGCCCUGAUGGUGUUCACCAGCUCCGUGGUGUUCCCGUCCGCCUUCAUCUCCAGCCCCUGUACGGGUGCCCGCUGCGCACGCCAGGCGGCUGCCACCGCCAUGUCCUGCCUUUGCUUCCUGGCCUACGCCCUCGAGGUGGGGCUCACCCGCGCCCGCCCGGGGGACAUCAGCAGUUUCCUCUCCACCGUGCCCGGCUUGCUGAAGGUGUUCGAGGCUUACGUCGCCUGCCUCAUCUUCUCCCUGCUGGAUUCCUACAGCUCCUACGCCGGCUUGCAGUGGUGUGUGGCCGUCUACUCCAUCUGCUUCAUCAUCACGCUCCUCAUCAUCCUCUUAACCAUCGGCCGCUGCCUCAGCUACAUGCCCUGCCCGCUGGAGAAGGUGCUGGUGGCCUACAAUGCUCUGGCCAUGCUGAUGUACCUCACUGCUGUCAUCAUAUGGCCGCUGUACAGCUUCAACGGCCGCAGCCGGCCCGAUCCCUGCAGUACGAACUGCUGGUGGAACAAGAGCCUUGGCGUCACCUUCCUUACCAUCUUCAACUUCCUCGCCUAUCUCGUGGACCUCGUCUACUCCACCAGGAUGGUCUUCAUCAGGGCCCCUUCCUAAGGGAUGGGGGGUUGUGGGAUGCAGUGCCGUGUGGGGCCAGGGAAUGUAGAGCUGAGGAAGAGGCCGAUGCCUCGGAAAGCUCCAUCCCACCAGCCGUAUGGGGUGCUGGGUGCU
Messenger RNA from Centrocercus urophasianus (Greater sage-grouse), 1138 nucleotides. RefSeq names its product myeloid associated differentiation marker (gene MYADM). Lineage: Eukaryota; Metazoa; Chordata; Aves; Galliformes; Phasianidae. The transcript has a single exon. Bases 158 to 1024 code for a protein of 288 amino acids. Gene Ontology annotation, cellular component: membrane. The record is from RefSeq and is a predicted model, not a curated record.